AUGGUCACAACAAUUUUGGCCGUCCCAUUGUCAGCUUCUGAGCAUGAGGAUAAGGCUACAUGGGAAGCCUCCACUUCUGGGCAUUACUCGGUGAAGAGUAAAUACCACUUAGCUGUGAAGUUGAGUGACUCUCAGCGAGCUCACAUGGUUGCUCAUCUAACCAAAUGUGAGAGUCUUCCUGUUGACUGGUUUUUGAAUCCUCCAUUUCAUGCGCUACCACAGAUCCAGAAGGAUGUUCGUGUAGGCAUAGGAUAG
Ilex paraguariensis (yerba mate) is the source of this 255-nucleotide messenger RNA. The record is from the annotation of a GenBank genome assembly. NCBI's taxonomy places the organism in Eukaryota, Viridiplantae, Streptophyta, Magnoliopsida, Aquifoliales, Aquifoliaceae.